GUGUGUGGUUGCCAUGUAAUAUCCUGGCCGCGCGGGCGCGCGAGGGGCUGAGGCGGCGCCGGGGCGGGCGCGGAGCUGGCUGGAGGGCGGCGGAGGCGGUGCCGUAGGGGCCCGCUGAGGCGCGCGGGGCGUUGGGGGCGCCCGGAAGCCUGUCACUUGCGCGGUCCCUCCGGUUCGCUGGGUCCGCGCGGGAGGCCCGACGGCGGGAGGCAGCAUGUCGGUAGCGGGGCUGAAGAAGCAGUUCUACAAGGCGAGCCAGCUGGUCAGUGAGAAGGUCGGAGGGGCUGAAGGGACCAAGCUGGACGAUGACUUCAAAGAGAUGGAGAAGGUAACGGGAGAGGGGUACCCGUCUGACGCUGGCAGUGUUACCAGACCCUGUAGGGCCCGGCCCUGGCAUCUGGGGGGAGGCGAGGCUUACCGGGAGGGUCUAGGUGGGUCGCAGGCCUCCCCCCAGCCCAGAGCAGGCAGCGGCGGGGGCACAGCACAGCCAACAGCAAGGAGGCAGGGAGGCGAGGCAGUCCCCAGAAGCAGCGGGCAGUUCUUGCGUGGGCUCUGAGGCAGCUGGGGAACUGGGACCAGGGCAAGGGCUGUCCAGGUGCUCCUGGUUUGGCCUCAGGCGCCCUGAUGGUUUCAAAACCCCACACGUGGACUCUCU
Messenger RNA from Physeter macrocephalus (sperm whale), 655 nucleotides. RefSeq names its product SH3 domain containing GRB2 like 1, endophilin A2 (gene SH3GL1). NCBI's taxonomy places the organism in Eukaryota, Metazoa, Chordata, Mammalia, Artiodactyla, Physeteridae. The coding region runs from base 215 to 556 and encodes 113 amino acids. Gene Ontology annotation, molecular function: protein binding. Gene Ontology annotation, cellular component: cytoplasm. The transcript has 2 exons. The record is from RefSeq and is a predicted model, not a curated record.